Molecule: messenger RNA, 565 nt
Organism: Xenopus laevis (African clawed frog)
Lineage: Eukaryota; Metazoa; Chordata; Amphibia; Anura; Pipidae
Product: traf2 and NCK-interacting protein kinase
Exons: 5
Coding region: 60-515 (151 amino acids)
Source: RefSeq, a predicted model, not a curated record
GCUUGUAUCAUCUCAGAAAACAGAGAAUUGUACAUUGCGACGUGAAGCCCGAUAAUCUGAUGCUAACUGAAGACGCAGUUGUAAAGAUAAUUGAUUUUGGUGGUGCUGUCACGGGAGGAAAAAGUGAUAGCCCUGCUGGAGAUAUGGCAUAUUUAUCACCAGAGGCCAUUGUCUGCAUGAGUAAGAGAGGCGAAUUUGACCAUAAGGCUGAUGUGUGGUCUUUGGGAAUGUCAGCCAUUCACAUGGCAGAAGGAUGUGUCCCAUACAACAAACUUCCUGACAAGGCUUUGAUCCGACAAAUUACUCGUGGUCCGGCUCCUACGUUGAAAGGGAACAAAUGGAGUGAAAAAUUCCACUACUUUAUUGAGGAAUGCCUGCAGAAAAAUCCUGCUGAGAGACCAUCUGCAAGGCAGCUCUUGUCACACCCUUUCAUCACAGAAAUAAGCAAUGAAAGGGUUGUACAGAAGAAUAUUAUGAAGCAUCUGCAGAGAGGUAAGAAAAAUAUCUUAUUCUGAUUGCCAUUCGCAUAAUCUGUAACUAUUUGUUGUCCUAUGCAAACAAUAUU